Molecule: messenger RNA, 1447 nt
Organism: Ostrinia nubilalis (European corn borer)
Lineage: Eukaryota; Metazoa; Arthropoda; Insecta; Lepidoptera; Crambidae
Product: NADH dehydrogenase [ubiquinone] iron-sulfur protein 4, mitochondrial-like
Exons: 3
Coding region: 66-635 (189 amino acids)
Biological process (GO): electron transport chain
Source: RefSeq, a predicted model, not a curated record
CUCAGUUAAUCUUGUUCUGUGUUUGUUUACCCAUUUUGUGCAGUGAAAUCUGAAUAAUUCAAAUUAUGCUACAAGCUACGUGUCGUGUUUUCGGACUCUCUAAGGCUCACCUGUGUAGGUCAUUGCCUGGUGUCUCAGCGUAUAACGUUCGUCUUACCGCUUGCGACUGCACCGGGAUUAAGGAAGCUCCGAUACUUGACAAUGAGGCUUUCCUCGCCAGUCCCGAGGAGGCCAGAAUGAGGAAUAAUUUGGAGUCCACUAUUAUGGUACCGACUAUGGUCGACCUCACACCCAUAUCGGGGUUUCCUGAAGAAUUUCUUAGAACACGUCGCGUUCGUAUCUACCAGCCCCCUAAGAAUGCCAUGCAGAGUGGAACUAACAACAUACGUCACUGGGAACUAGAGUUCGACACGCAGCAGCGAUGGGAGAAUGCCUUGAUGGGAUGGACCUCCACGGGAGAUCCACUGUCCAACCUGAAAAUGAAGUUUCCUUCCCCUCAAGAGGCCAUUGACCACUGCGAUAAAAAUGGAUGGAUGUGGUACAUAGAUGUGCCGAAAACUGAUAGAGAAUUCAAGCCUAAGGCUUAUGCUACUAACUUCUCUUGGAACCGACGUUCUAGAAUUUCUACCAAGUAGAUUUCAUUUAUUUCUUUUAAUUUUGAUUAAUAAAAAGCUAGCGGAAUUCGCAUUUCAGAAAGGAAAAUGAAAAUCAUUUUUCUAUAUUUUCGUUUAAUCAUAGUUUUCAACAUGGUUAAUUUAUAUUUUGUACCUCGGAAGAAAAUCAUAUUUCGCAGGUCUCACUUAAAGUUUUAUUUACAUAUCAUACAAUUUAAACAUAUUUUACACAAAUUAUAUUUGAACCAUGCUCAACACAUGCUUUAAAUAUUGCAAUUUCACUAACUACCAUUAGUUUUACAUGUACAUCGUACAUAAUUAAAUUAUAGAGUUUAAAGGAUUUUCUAACAACCUUUUUAAUUUAUUAACUAUAGAUAAAAUUAUGAAAAAUUAUUGCAUCCUCUUUUUAUCUAUUUACAUAGUAACGAACAAUAGUUGAGAAUUAAUCUAUUCUAUUAGAACAUUUUUAUUAUGAUGCCCUUUUUAACAAUUUAAAUUUCAAUAGUGAAUGUGGGUCGUUUAUUGAAAUAUUACAAGGAUUCAAAGCAAAAUGUGUAAAACUUGAUAUAAAGCGAAGUGGUACAAAUAUUAUACGUUAAGGUGUCAGCAUCUAAAAUUCUAGAAUAUGUAAUUCGAAACAGGCCUCGAAAAAUUCUACAUACAAAUAAAUACAAAAAGGGUUUGGUCAAGAGUAAAUUCACAAAAUAAUCGACGACAUUUUGGUCCUUAAUAAAUCGAAAGAAUACACGAUAAAGUAGGUACCUGUUGAAGUUUUCUACACAAUAUUAAAGGGAUGUAUUAAAAAGAUAAAAUUCAAUUUUAUUAGCUUUUUU